AUGAAAUUUUCAAUUGCUACUUUUACACUACUAAUAUUAUACUUUGUUAAUCCCGGCAAAUUGGACAAACCAUGUGCCGCGCGACAGAUUAGCGAACGCUCUGUUGUCUGCGUUUGCAACUCAACUUAUUGCGAUGAAGUCAUCAGACAUACACCCGCUAAGAAUCGUUUCAUUGCCUAUACGACAUCAAAGGCUGGCUCACGGUUUCGGAAGAUUGAAGGAUCAUUUCAACCUAUGAAUUUGCAGCUGGAAUGCUGUAAGACAACACUAAGCGUAGAUCCGAGGGAAAAGCAUCAAACGGUUGAAGGGUUCGGUGGCGCUGUCACCGACGCGGCUGCGAUCAACUGGAAAAGCAUGCCCGAAGAAUUGCAGCAGUAUUUGAUCGAUUCAUACUUCAGUGUCAAGGGUUUAGAGUACAACAUGUUGCGCGUACCCAUUGGUGGUAGUGACUUCUCAACACAUCCCUAUGCUUAUAAUGAGCUGCCCGAAAACGAUUACAAACUGUCAAAUUACACGCUUACAACCGAGGAUUACAAAUACAAAAUACCCAUGAUUGAAGCAAUAAAUAAAGUGGCCACGUCUCCUGUGCACAUCGUGGCCACAACGUGGUCACCACCCGUUUGGAUGAAGACAAACAACAUGUUUUCUGGCUUUGGUAGGCUCAAGCAGGAGUUUUUCGACGCGUACGCUUUAUAUCAUUACAAAUUUAUAGAAAAGUACGAAGAAGCAGGAUUAAAGGUAUGGGCGAUUACAACAACCAACGAACCAAUUGAUGGUUAUUUUGGAAUAGCCUCAUUCAAUACACUCGGGUGGAGCAUAGAGAAAAUGGGCGAAUGGAUCGUCAAUAAUUUGGGGCCCACUAUUCGUAAUUCCAAGUACAGCAAUGUUAAGAUUCUUGCCGGGGACGACCAACGGUUCACCAUACCAUUUUGGUUCAACGUGAUGCUUCAAAAGAACCCCAAGGCAUUGGAAUACGUAGACGGUGUGGGCGUUCACUACUACGCGGAUAGAUUUGUACCACCAGCUGUUUUAUACACUGUCUCUAAGACUCAUCCCGACAAAUUCAUAUUGGCCACGGAAGCAUGUGAAGGCAGUUUCCCGUGGCAAGAAAAAGUGGAGCUUGGCUCGUGGACCAGAGCAGUCAGAUAUAUGGAAGACAUUUUAGAGGACCUCAAUUACAACGUGGUCGGUUGGAUCGACUGGAAUCUGUGCUUGGACACGCGAGGCGGUCCAAACUGGGCUAACAACUUCGCAGACUCGGCCGUCAUAGUGAACAAGACCGAAUUUUACAAGCAGCCCAUGUUCUACGCCGUGGGACAUUUCUCCAAAUUCAUCAAACGCGGCUCUGUGCGGAUCUCCGUUAGCGAGAAGAAGUCGUUUUUUACUAGUUCCGUCAGUAGCGUUGCCUUUCAGAAUCCCGAAGGCUCCAUAGUCCUUGUCUUGUUUAAUGGGGGAGAAAAGAAAAGUGUUGGGGUGAAAUGUGGUAAAUACCAAGCGACAUUGGAUCUAGAAGCAGACUCCUUCACUACAAUGGAAUUCUUCUGCGAUGUA
Iphiclides podalirius (scarce swallowtail) is the source of this 1551-nucleotide messenger RNA. Lineage: Eukaryota; Metazoa; Arthropoda; Insecta; Lepidoptera; Papilionidae. The record is from the annotation of a GenBank genome assembly.